Molecule: messenger RNA, 2319 nt
Organism: Limulus polyphemus (Atlantic horseshoe crab)
Lineage: Eukaryota; Metazoa; Arthropoda; Merostomata; Xiphosura; Limulidae
Exons: 2
Coding region: 276-2054 (592 amino acids)
Source: RefSeq, a predicted model, not a curated record
AUAACAGUAUUAACGAAUCUUUAGACUGUGAAAUAAUAACUGAAACGCAUAAGAGACAUAUACAUCACAUGAGUUUAUUUCUAUCCGUAUCUGUUAUAAUAAUAAGUAACCUUUGCUUAGUAACUAUCGUGAAUUGAUAGUUGAUCGUAAAUUGCUAUGGAAACACUUUAUCAGUUGUGUUAUCGCACGACUGAUUGCUUUGUUGGCUCAUACUUGCAGGAGGUUACGGUUAUUGUUAAUACGGUUUCAACGUCACUGGAUCAAUCAGGUUUAUCAUGGGAAACGCAUUCUCUCCCUAUCUACAUAGACGAGAACUGGUAAACCAUCCCAAUGCAGAUUUACCUGCAUUACCAGCUGACUCAUCGUCUAAUAAACUGGAUAAAACUCUCGACCAAUACCUAAAAAGAGUUUUCCCUGACACACAGAGUUAUUUUGAAAAAAUGACAAAGAAAACAUUUACUCCAAGGUUUAAAGUUGGACAGUUAGUUACACUUGAAGUUACAAUACAUUUUCCAGGUAUUGUACAAGGCUUUUGGACUGCGGCAUCCCCAGAUAAACAGGAUCUUGCUGAAGCUCAACCACUCCAAACUCGAGAUCUUGCAAGUGCCACACCUAACUAUGAUCAGAAUCGCGACCAAAUAUCAGAUCAAACAACAAAAUAUUCAGUUCAAAAUAAAAGUUUAAAAGAUGCUAUAAAUUUGCUGGGAAUUGUAAUACUUUACAACAAAAAGCUGACAGAGCUUGUAGAGAAAACAUCAGAAUAUCCACCAAGACCUGCUUCGGAAGUUUUUAAAGAGGAUUUCAAAAAGACCAAGAAGCUUAAUGAGAAAUUUAUAAAUAAGCUUCGAAAUCUUAAAGAACAUUUGAUUAAGUAUACAUAUUUCUUGGAAGAAGUGUUUUUAUACUAUACAACUCUUACACACACUAAACUAGUAGAGUUUUCAACAUUAAAUGAAGAAAAAAGAUGUAUACAAAAAAUCGUCAAUCAAAUGAACCCAGAAGAAUUGCAUCAUCUGGUUCAUGAAGAUGCCAUUAUAUUUCCGGAACACGUUCUCAGUUUGGUGCUAGGAAUGAAUGAUUCCUUCACAGAUUAUCUGAGAGAACUGCCAACACACAUACGUCAUCAUCAGACAGAAAAGUACUGGGUGAAUAAUUUCAUAGAAAAUAACUCCUUUGAAACUAAUACAGAUAGUGAAAACUUGGACGAUGCUUUGAGACAUCUUGGAUUCACCGAAAACCGGUCACUUGUCUUAAAGAAAUGGCUAUCAGAAAAUCCAUAUCGAGACCAUCAGUCACUUCUCUAUUGGAUGGAAGCCUACAUUGACAACAUGUUUAGCUAUGACAUUUUACUUAACAGUUUUUGUCGGUACCCGUACAACCCGAACAUUGUAGAUGAAUGGCAAACAGUGACUGUCUCAAGAGACAACCCAGACGAUUCGGAUGAAGAUGUCCUAGAAGGUGAGGUCAACUAUAUCAACCUGACCAACUGUGAUCCGUAUAACCUACCACAGCAAGUUAGGGAUCACCUUAAAUCAUUGAACGAAAAAUGCCUUUUCUUCCACGGAACUUCUCAUAACCAUGCAGAUAAUAUUAUCCAAAAUGGUAUACAGCUAAAUGAGGGUUCUGGUUUUCAGGAUUUUUCACACAAUGAUGGAUUCUACAUAACGUCAGAGAUUGAAUAUGCACUUGACUGGGCCAAACGUAAAAACUAUUCUUAUAAAGUUGCCGUCAUUGUUUUCUACGUGGAUCCAGGGAUUUUAGCCAGGUAUACUCAUCUAGACUUGAGCAACGAUCACGAGAAGUGGACACACAUUAUAAAGCACAACAGGCGUGGUAGAGAUAGACGUCUGAACAUACCAAAACCAACGAUAAAGGAAUACAGAAAGGCAGACUAUGUUGAAGGUCCAAUGUGUUCCAACCCGAAGGAAGUAGGUUCGUCACAAGAGCCAAAGGGAUUUGGAAGAAAGGAGAAAAUACAAAUUUGUUUAAAAACAGAUCAUGUCACACGUUUGUUUGGAAAUAUCGGAUCGAUUAAUGCAGUGUUAUUCAUGUGAACAUAUUUGCAUUUUCUUACUUUAGUGAUAACUUACUGACCUAAAUACCACAUAAUGAUCGAAAUGGUUUGUUUGUUUGUUUUUUGAAGUUAAGCACAAAGCUAUACAAUGGGCUAUCUGUGCUCUGCCCACCACCGGCUAGUCAACAGUAUCCGUAGUAAACUCUUUGGUUAUUAUUUCCUGACUGAAUAGUGGGACUUACAGCACACCCAAUUUCUAGUGUUGUAAGUCCGCAGACAUACCGCUGUACCACUUCAGUGGUGGG